Molecule: messenger RNA, 7550 nt
Organism: Ruditapes philippinarum (Manila clam)
Lineage: Eukaryota; Metazoa; Mollusca; Bivalvia; Venerida; Veneridae
Product: P2X purinoceptor 4-like
Exons: 12
Coding region: 38-1243 (401 amino acids)
Biological process (GO): monoatomic cation transmembrane transport; response to ATP
Cellular component (GO): plasma membrane; nuclear inner membrane
Molecular function (GO): purinergic nucleotide receptor activity; extracellularly ATP-gated monoatomic cation channel activity
Source: RefSeq, a predicted model, not a curated record
UGUUCCGAAUGCUAAUCACGAUCAUGUGACAGACAAAAUGGGGGCUUUUUGUAGCGCCGUUGUUGGUGUGUUUUUCGAGUAUGAUACUCCAAGAAUUGUACAUAUUAAAAGCAAAAAAGUUGGUGUCACUAACAGAUUUCUUCAACUUUGUAUUAUUGGCUAUAUUAUAGGAUUUGCAAUUAUAUUUAAGAAAGGGUAUCAAGAAUUUGAUAAUGUUCAAGGAGCAAUAACGACGAAGGUGAAAGGUGUUGCAGACUAUGAUGGAAAAAUCUGGGACGUGGCAGACUAUAUAGUCCCUCCACAGGAGAACAAUGCUUUCUUUGUAAUUACAAACCUGAUUAUCACCCCUGACCAGAAAAAUGGAACUUGUGAAGAGGAUAUAAGAAUUCCAGGGGCUAAUUGUACAAGCUCACCUGAUGUUUGUAAAAAGGGAGAGCCACUUCUAGCAGGGGAUGGUUUCAUGACUGGGGUUUGCCUCAACUCUAGUAGAGAUCCUGGAAUGAAAUCAUGCGAAGUACAAGCAUGGUGUCCAACAGAAGAUGGUAAACGGUCUGCACCAAAUCCUCCGGCAUUGGGAAUAGCAGAAAAUUUUACUGUUUUCAUUAAGAAUAACAUCGAGUUUCCAAAGUUUAAUGUAAAGAGGAGAAAUAUACUGGGUUAUAACGAUGACAAUGAGUUGAAAAAUUGCCGAUUUACAAAGGACCAUGCAAAAUAUGUCUUCUGUCCAAUUUUUGUUCUGAAAGACCUCACAGAAUAUGCAGGAGUUCAGUUCUCAGAGUUAGCUAAGAAGGGUGGUGUUGUUCAGAUAAUAAUCAACUGGGACUGUAAUUUAGACUAUAAUGUUGAAGACUGUAUACCAGAGUAUUCAUUCCGUAGAUUGGACAGUGAUCAAGACAUUCUGUCAAAAGGCUACAACUUCCGGUAUGCAAAAUAUUACAAGGAUGAAAAUGGUAUAGAAACCAGAACCUUAUAUAAAGCCUAUGGUAUAAAGUUUAUCUUGACAUUACAAGGCAGAGCGGGAAAAUUCAGUCCAGUGCCUCUCAUUCUGAACAUCGGCAGCGGUGUAGCCAUAUUAUCAGUUGCAACUGUUUUGUGUGAUAUUAUGGUAUUAUAUGUAUUAAAAGCUAGACAAACAUAUCGUCAAAAGAAAUAUCUUCAAGUUGUUGGUGAUGACGCAUACAAGCAUGGUGAAAAACAGUACUUACUGUCAGAGAAUACCAGUGUUGAAAUACAGCCCUGUUAGGGAAUGGACAAUGAAGAUGAUGAAAGUUAGCAAACAUUUUGUGUAAAAAAAAAUAUUUAAAAUCACUUUGAUAUGUUUGUAAGGGGUUUAGUUUCAUUAUUAUAACACAAUGUUAAUAUGCACUAGUAUGAAAAAGUUUUUGUUGAUGUUUGAUGACCCGCCUUUAGAUUAGCAAGUAAAUUUUUGAGAAAUCAAAUUUAUCUAACAAUUAUGUAUGAAAAUUUAAAAAAAUGAAAAAUAUUACUCUUUAUCCAUGCAAUGUAUUUGCAGCUUGGUUAAUGUGCAAAAAUAUGGUGAAUUUACUAACUUUAUCUGCACAUUUAUGAAAAUAGAAAAUGCUAUCUUUUCCUAUGAUUUCAAAGUUUAGUGAAUGGUUUAUGUUGAUUAAAGUGCCUUAUAUCCCUUAACUUUUAUUCACUAAAAAAGGAAAUUUACUAUUAAUUUUAAAACAAUGUUGAAAUUUUCACAAGUAAGAAUUAAAUGUUACAGCAACAAGUCAGAUAGCAACUGUCCAAUCAUUUCUUUAAUUUUUAAAUUUUGACUUUAGUAAAGAACUAACUUCUUAUUUAUUAUAUUAGGUAUGAUUUUGUUGUUUUGUUUUUUUUCUUGGUAGAGCUAUUCUUUUUUCAGAGCUGAGCUUCAUUUUUUCUAGGCAGAGCUAUUUUUUCUUGUCGAAGCUUCAUAUGAUUUUCCAGACAGAGCAUAUUUAAGAAUGUUUCCAGAUGUUAAAGUGUCUUUUAACAUGUUACAAUGUCAUUCAAUUAUGUUCAGUGAUUUCUUGCAUAUCCGACAGGAUUAUCGACCGUUUACACCAGUGCUAGAAAAAGCUGUCUUACAACCCCAAUGAAAGACAAGUUGCGUGCUUUAAAUGACAUUGCUGCGCACCUUUUAUAAAUAAAGAGCUUUCUAAGGAUGUCGUCAUUUUACUGUAAUAAAUGUGAAGUUGUAAGUUCAUACGCUAUUGUAAAAUGUAAGUGGGUAAUGAGAAUAUCAGUUUUCGUAAUUUCCAUUCUGAAGAUAAUUGAUAUGUAAUAAUGCAAUAAAAGAAUCAUGUACCAGCUGUUGUCACAGACAGGAAUAUCUAGCUCUAGGGUAAUUAUUUAGCAGAAACUUUGCAGAGCCUAACUUUGCAGAGCAUCGUUACCGCAGUAAACAGUUACCUUCCAGUCUGUAAGGGCAGCCAAUGUAAGAUUCUAAUAGUAUAAAUAUCUCUAAUCUAGAUCUGACUCUUGUUCAUAAUCCAGUUGUGUUUUUUGCUGGCAUUUAAAUUUACUGAAAAUGUCAAGUACAUGUAUACCAAAAUUGAACGGAACAUAUUGUUUGUUAGAUGAAGUUAAGACAUUAAUGAGAAUAUCAGUUUUCUUAAUUUCUGUUCUGAAAAUAAUUGAUAUAUAAUAAGCAAGAAAAAGAAUCAAACACUGGCUGUCAGUACAGAUGGGAAUAUCUAGCUCUCGAGUAACUGUUAAGCAAAGCAGAUGCUUACAGAAAACCUGAUCACAGUGUAGAAAAAAAAAAUCACUUUAUUUUGCUAAUUCUUACAAUAUUUAUUUAUUAACAUAAUUAUAUAAAUAGGUGUGAACAGAUGGGUAAGGAUCUUAAAGUGCAUUUCAGUGGGCAAAAAGGAAAGAUUAAAUCAUUCAAGCACCUUGUCCGGUAAAUACCGGAAUACAGUAUUUAGUGUGGUGCUGGAAGUUCAAUGUUAAAUAUUUAAAAGAGAGAGAGGUUUUGGUGAGAGAGGCUUAGAGAUUUUAUGUCAUCCCAUAUCUGUUGUAAAUUUUACUCAUAUUUGUUUGUUGUGUUGUUAUUUUGAUAAAUAUUGUUGCUUUUUAUGUGCCAUAGAGAUAUAUAUAUAUAUAUACAUGUAUAUUAUUGACACAAUGAUUGUUGUUCAAAAUUUCACAUGACCGGUUUAUAUUAAAAAAGGGGAACAAUUUCAUUACAUUUAUAUUAUAAUCUUCAUAUUUUGGUAGAUCGAUAUACUUGUACCUGUUUAGUGAAGGCAGUUGGAGAUAGGAUGCUGUAAUCGUGUAGAUGAAAUAUGAUGCAAGAAUUCUUUCCCUGUUAUUUGCUUUUGAAUACUAAGGAAUUAUAUAUUUAAAAAAAGUAUGAAGCAUUCCCAGAAUUUUCAAAAGCCUAAUCUUGCUGUUCUAAAAUGCAAAAAUGUCAAAAGACAUAGAUACAAAAAAGUUGAGCUUUGCUGUAUCUUUGUAUUUUUGCCAUUUUUCAAGGGGGGAAAAUAUGACCUGGCCUAAGUUAGCCACCAUGCACCAUAUACAUAUAAUUUUAUGCUUAAAACAUCAUAAGUGUUGUCAUGUUAGUGUCCUGACAUUGAUAUACCAUAAAAUAGAGUUUUUAUAAAUUGUUAUUUAUUUUUAAACUUGGUUGUUAUUUAUUACUCACCAGAACCAAAGAUGAGCUUUGAGUAUGAAAGGGGGAUACUUUAGUCUGCUAUCCUGUCCUGGUUCAACAAUGGUUUUCUCUGAAAUUAAUGUUGACAUUUUCUUCAAAUUUGCUGUGAAGCAUCCAUGUGACCCUCUUAUUGCAAUUUUAGCAAUUGACCCUUGUUAUAGGUCACCAAAGCUAAAGAUAGAGAAACUUUAACACAAUUUUUUUCGAUUAAACUUUAAAGAUAUCAAGUUUUAGAUCAUAGUUUUAGUUGGUAUGUGACAUCAUAAGAUUGUUCUCUGCCAAAUUUAUGCAUUUUUUGUUGGCCACAUUUAGGGACUGCUAGUAGAAAAACAUAACAAAUUUUACUUGUGAACCAUUAGAUAUACUAUUGUUACAAUCAAACUUAGACUGUAAAAUCCAUUUAAAAAAAAACAUCAUAAUCAAAGAGAUAUAAAAUUUUGGGCACAAAAUUAAUACAUUGAUUUUGAUGAGCAAUGCAAGACUGUCAUGACUCUCUUGUAAUGUUAUAAAUGCAUUCCAUGAUACUUUAUAUUAACAAAUGUAUUGUAUUUUAUAUAAAAAAAAUAAGAAAAAUGUCUACAAUUCAUGUCAAAUGUUAUUGAAUGUUAAAACUUGUUAUGAAAAGCAUUUUUUUCAAGCACAUAUUUUUUAAAUAUUUUGUGAAAAUUCAAAUACCAUUGAAACAAUUUGAUGAAAUUUUAUUUUUGUCAAAAGUUCAAAUUUCUUCAAAGAAAUAUUUUUUUAGCAAAUUGUAAGUUGUGUGUUUUUAUUAGGUUAAAUGUAAGGAUUGUAUUUGCAUACCAUUUCAUUAUUUAUGUUACUGAAAUGUUUCUUGUUUUUGUCCUGAUUUUUAGCAUUUUACACAAAUGUCUAUUGAACAGGUGAUUUACUGUAAAUUGGUAAAUAUUAGUGAGUAAAUUUUUUUAGCUCACCUGUCACUUUGUGACAGGGUGAGCUUUUGUGAUCGCUUUUCGUCCGGCGUCCGUCCGUCGUCCGUAAACUUUUACUUUAAAUGACAUCUUCUCAUAAACCACUGAGCCAAUUUCAUCCAAACUUCACAGGAAUGUUCCUUUGGUGGUCACCUUUGAAAAUUGUUCAAAGAAUUUAAUUCCAUGCAGAACUCUGGUUGCCAUGGCAACCAAAAGAAAAAACUUUAAAUAUCAUCUUCUAUAAAACCAAAAGAGCUAGAGCUUAGAUAUUUGGCAUGAAACAUCUUCUAGUAAGUGUCUACCAAGUUUGUUCAAAUAAAAGCCCUGGGGUCAAAAUUGGCCCCGCCCCAGGGGGUCAUUGAUUUUCCCUAUAUGCAUAUAGUAAAAACUUAAAAAAUCUUCUUUUAAAGAACCCAAAGAGCUAGAGCUAAGAUAUUUAGCAUGAAACAUCUUCUAAUGGGUGUCUACCAAGUUUGUUCAAAUAAAAGCCCUGGGGUCAAAAUUGGCCCUGCCCCAGGGGGUCAUUGAUUUUUCCUAUAUGCAUAUAGUAAAAACUUAAAAAUCUUCUUUUAAAGAACCCAAAGAGCUAGAGCUAAGAUAUUUGGCAUGAAACAUGUUGUAAUGGAUGUCUACCAAGUUUGUUCAAAUAAGUGCCCUUGGGUCAAAAUUGGCUCCGCCCCAGGGGGUCAUUGAUUUUCCUUAUAUGUGUAUAGCAAAAACUUAAAAAAUCUUCUUUGAAAAAAUCCAAAUAGCUAGAGUUAAGAUAUUAAGCAUGAAACAUCUUUUAGUGAGUGUCUACAAAGUUUGUUCAAAUAAAAGACCUGGGGUCAAAAUUGGCCCAGCCCCGGGGGUCAUUGAUUUUCUUUAUAUGUGUAUAGCAAAAACUUAAAAUCUUCUUUGAAAAAACCAAAAUAGCUAGAGUUUAGAUAUUUAGCAUGAAACAUCUUCUAGUAAGUGUCUACAAAGAUUGUUCAAAUAAAAGCCCUGGGGUCAAAACUGGCCCGGCCCCAGGGGUGUCAUUGUUUUUAACUAUAUGUGUAUAGUAAAAACUUUUAAAAAAAUCUUCUUUUAAAAAGCCCAAUGAGCAAGAGCUUAGAUGUUUAGCAUGAAACAUCUUAUUAUUCUACCAAGUUUGUGCAAAUAAAAGCCCUUGGGUUAAAUUGGCCCUGCAACGUUGGGGGGGGGGGGGGGGGUUGGGGGGCCUAUAUACAGGUGAGCGACCUCAGGGCCAUCAUGGCCCUCUUGUUUAAAAAUACUAGUAUAUGUGUAAAGAAAAAACUUAAAAAAUCUUUUUUUUAAAAAACCCAUCAAGCUAGACCUUAUCAGAUGUUUAGCAUGAAACAUCUUCUAAUGGGUGUCUACCAAGUUUAUUCAAAUAAAAGCCCUGGGGUUUAAACUUGCCCCGCUCCGGGGGGCCUAUAUACAGGUGAGCGACUUCAGGGCCAUCAUGGCCCUCUUGUCUUCUUUUUUCACAUAGUUUUGGUACAUUGUUAAAUACUCUAAACAGCCAUCUAUAUCACAAAUGUUUCUUAUUUUGCAUUUUCAGUAACAAAAUAUAUUAUUUAUAUGCCUGUAAAUGUAUUCAUAGAUGGGUGUGUGAUGAUUUGUACCUCUUGUUUGUCCACCUGUCUGUCUGCAGAUUACAUUAAUCUUAGCCAUGAUAUUUGACUCAUUAUACCUUUGGUAAAGAGCUUUUUAUACCUUUGGUAAAGAGCUUUUUUACUUUUGGUAAAGAGCUUUUUUACUUUUGGUAAAGAGCUUUUUUACUUUUGGUAUAGAGUUUUGAUACCUUUGGUAAAGAUCUUUUAUAACUUUGCUAAAGAACUUUUAUAACUUUGGUAAAGAGCUUUUAUACUUUUGGUAAAGAGCUUUUAUAUCUUUUGGUAAAGAGCACUUAUACCUUUUGUAUAGAGCUUUUAUACCUUUGGUAAAGAGCUUUUUUACUUUUGGUAAAGAGCUUUUAUAAAUUUGGUAAUCAGUUUUCAGACGUUUCCAAAAUAACAAGUUUUCAAAAUUCUUGAAUUUUAACAGUCUUAAAGUGGAUUUGCCCACUAUGGAUGGUUGUUUGCCAUAAAUGAUUAUAAUGCCAUAUAUGAUUACAAUGCCAUAAAUGAUAACAAAAUAGGAAAUAUGAAUGGUUUGGUAACUGUGAUAUGCAUGAUCCAAUAGUAGUGAUAGUCCACUUUGAUGAAGUCCCAUCGGUUGUUCUGGAACCAAACAUUAUCAUUCUUCAUGUGUUGUUCAUACUAAACAACUGAAGAGCUUUAUCAACAUUUUUUCCUAAGAAAUAUUUUUAUAAGAAUAUCCAAAUUAUACACUUAUUGUUUUAAGAUUUAACAUUUUAUCAAUAUUGAAAAAAUAACUUUAUAAAGAUAUAAGCCGCAUCAUGACAAAACCAACAUAAUGGAUUUGCAACCUGCAUGGAUCCAGACCAGCCUGCACAUCCGCACAGUCUGAUCAGGAUCCAUGCUGUUUGCUAUCAGUUUCUCUAUGUGUUAUAGGGUUUUGUAAGCGAACAGUAUGGAUCCUGAUCAGACUGCGUGGACGCGCAGGCUGGUCUGGAUCCAUUCUGGUCGCAAACGCACUAUGUUGGUUUUGUCAUGACACGGCUCAAUUAUACUCGUUAUAGACCAAUCCACUUUAAGGCACAUCUUGUUCAAUGUUAAGACUUUUGAACUCAAACAUUAGUGAUACUUUACUAGUGUAUUAUUGUAUACUUGUAAAGAAUACACGUAUAUAUGUAAAAUAAUGUAUUUCAGAAUGAAAAACAAUAGUCUGUGAUAACUUUAUGUUUUGUAAUGUAUUUAUUAUAAGACACCAGAACAAUGUAACACCCCAAAUGGUGUUAACUGAUUGGUUAGUUUUACAAAAUGUGCUUUAGAAAAUCCAAACUUUGAUAUGUCAUAAUAUUGAAAUACUGUUCAUAAAUAAAUGCAAUAUUUGUGAAAUAUAUGAAAUUGAAAUAUAAA